Messenger RNA from Lymnaea stagnalis (great pond snail), 18894 nucleotides. Lineage: Eukaryota; Metazoa; Mollusca; Gastropoda; Lymnaeidae. The record is from the annotation of a GenBank genome assembly.
UGCUGUCACCUCAGCUAUACAGUUAACUAGAAAACUUAUAUCAGCUCUGGAAACUAUAGAGAAAUUACCGGUGUAUUCUUAUGACUUGCCUGGAUCAGGCUAUGGAUUACAGGUAAUAACUUAAUUACUUAACUGCAAAUAUGUUUUUAGUUACUCAUACAAGAUAACACCAUCAAACUUUAAAAUAAAUUCAUAUAGAGUGCCGAAGCAGGAUCGUGGUGCCCCCCCCCCCCUUUUUUUUUUUCUUCCUCUCUCUUUUCCAUUCCCUUAAAAAAAUAAAAAUAUCGGUGCCAAAUAAACAAGAUAUUCCUUUUUCUUGUUAUAUGAUAUCAAAACACGAUUAAGAUUUCAGUUCAGCUUUACAUUUGGCUUUUUAAAAUUUAACUGUCAUAGUAAUAAAAACAAAAUUAUUCUUUUAGAUUCUGACAAGGAGAUUGCGAUUGCGCUUAGAAAAAGCUCCAGGGGAAAAUACCCUGAUUGACAGAACUGACAGGUGCUUGAAAAUGGAGCCUCUCACCACAGUUGCAGAUCUUGAACGUUAUUUAUUAAAGAUGGUAUAGUAUUUUUAAAUUCAGUUCUGUUACCUUGUCUUGAAAUCCUUGAGCUUAUACAAAAUAAUUCAAUUCAUUAACUCAUUCCCGACGGCAGUGCUACUUUCGUACUUAAUUAAUUUGCCUGAGAGAGGGAAGUAACUCCGUUUUGCAAUUGACUUAAAUUUGUAAAAUAUUUAUUUAGUCUCCUAAAUAUUAUUUACUGUUAAUGAAUUAAGAACAAAUGCAACAAAAAAUAGAUAAGAUUUUUAAAAAAAAAUAACAUUAGCAGGGGAAAAAAAUAACGAACAAUGAACAAAAAAUCGAUUUUCAGUACCUCGGACGAACACAUGCUACAUAUAGACGUGCCGUAUUAAAGCACACAUAGUUUGAAAGUGAAACAAGACAAAAACUUUGGGUUUUUAAAUUGAAAUCAAGCCAUCGCCGGAAGUGUCGAGGGAUGCGAAAUUUCAUUACUAUUUUUAAAUAGAAAUCAGAGAGCUGUGUGGCGAUGCGUCGGGACGCGGACGCAUUAGGGCGCAUCCAUCGAAACCCCCGAAAGAUGCAUUUACGGUCGCAACUGUGGGGAAUGAGUUAAUGAAGGUCAAGAUAUCUUAUCUUAAACAGCUGAUUUUCUCUUAAGUAAUUAAAGAAAACUACAAUUAUUACUAUUAUGAGUACAUUUACAUGAGUUUAAUUGUAGAUAACAAUUAUAUACUGUUCAGGAAAAUUCAUUAUUGCAAAAUGAUAGUUUUCUACAUCAACUUUCGAAAAUAAAUUUUAAAAAUAAAAAACAUAUUUUUGAAUAGAUAUAAAAUGCUGAUCAGCAUUGUAAAAAUAAUAAGUUCCUCAAUUGUAUUUUGGAUCAAUUUUAGGUUGCUAAACAGUGGUAUGACUUUGACCGUCAGACAUUUAAUUUUGUAAAAAAACUCAAAGAACCUGCAACUACAAUAACUUUCACACACCAAAAUGACUUUGAUGAAAAUGGUUUGCUCUAUUGGAUUGGUACAAAUGGGAAGUAAGUUAAUCUAAAUACUUAAAAGUUGUCUCAAAUUUUUGAAAAUCACAGGCGUAAGGUAUAUUUCUUAAAAUAGAAUUAAUUCAAUUAAUUUGAAAAAUCUAAUACAGCAUUUCGAGAAUGCGCCUGUCAUUGUAAUCAAAACUGUAUCUAUAGUUGUUCAUGCAUUAAAGUUUUAGUUCAGUUUGGGUCCCAAUUCAUAGUUAAAAAAUUAAUUUGUAUUUUAUUUUUGUAGGACAUCCUAUGAGUGGGUAAAUCCUGGUCAGUAUGGCCUGGUUGUAGUAACAUCAUCUGAAGGCAGAAGUUUACCAUAUGGAAAAUUAGAGGACAUCCUCAGCAGAGACAGUGCUGCUCUCAACUGUCACACAAAUGAUGAUAAGUAUGUUUUUUAUAUCUUUAUUUACUUAGUUUCAAAGUUUGUCUUGCUGUCAACUAUUUGAGAACUGUGCUGUAAGAUAAUCUAUAAUACAAUUGCUCAUUUAAUAUGUGUUUUUUUUCUUUGAAGGAAAGCAUGGUUUGCAAUAGACCUAGGAGUAUGGUUGAUCCCCACAUGCUACACUCUCAGACAUGCUAGAGGAUAUGGAAAGUAUGUACCUCAGUUUAUGUUUUCAAAAAAACAUUUUUUAUGUUCAACUUAAAAGAUUUUAGACAAAAGUAAGUUUUGUUAUUGAUUUAUUUAUAUUUUUCACAAAAGGAAGUAGAGUGUUUCAUUACCCCAAUAGUUAAAUUAUUAUUUGUCUUUUAGGUCAGCAUUACGUAACUGGGAAUUUCAGAUGUCUAAAGAUGGUGUAACUUGGCAAACUUUAUACAAACAUGAGGGUGAUUCAUCUCUUAAUGAACCAGGGUAAGAAAUAUUGAUCAGUACUUCAUUAUAAAAGUCUAUCAUAAUACAUUCAUAAUAAAUUUGAUCCUAACAAUACAUUGUAACUAUUACUACUUUGUAGUUAUUGGCUCUAAAUCCUUGACCAGUAUAUAUUUUAAAAUAAUGAUUUUCUUCUUUAAGUAGCUCAUUAGAUUUUGGAUGUUACUCAUUAUAUGAAUUAAACAAAGGGUAGUUAGGUAUUGUAUAGAUCAUACAUAACAUUUUCAAUUUUUAAAAUAUCUCUAUAUUUAAAUAGUGCAUUGUUAGUCCCAAAGUGUUCAUUUUGCCUAGAUUCUAUUAGUAAUAUGUAGGAUAAAUUUUAAGGUCACCCAGUGCUUGGAUAAAUAUUGGUGAAAUCUUCACUGUUGUCCUAUUGAUUAUUUGCAAGAAAAAAUAAAUAACUUGAGUAGCUUUAAAUUAAAUUUUUUUUUUUUUUUUAGAUCAACAGCUUCUUGGCCAAUAGAAGCUCCUGGAGAUGACAAACAAGGAUGGAGACAUGUGCGACUACACCAGACUGGCAAAAAUGCUAGUGGACAGACCCAUUAUGUCUCCUUGUCUGGCUUUGAGAUAUACGGCACUGUUACAGGAGUAUGUGAUGAUAUUGGUAAGUUUAAACCAAUAAAACAAGUGAUGUAAGAGGUGAUAUAAAAUUAGUAAUUACUUCGAUGUUGAAAGAAAUUUAGAAAGAAAUAUUGAUUAUUGAUUGUUACGUUGUAUUUUUUUUAUACACAAUUUAUUUGAAUAUUUCCUUAGGUGUUUCGAUGAAUAAAAUUGGAUAAGUUAGAUCAAAAGAACAAAAUACUUUAAUUAAAGAGAGUUAGACUACACACCUUUUUCUCUCAUAUGUGGGUACCACAUAUUGCUAUAAUAUUAAAAUUUUAUGUUUCACCUGAGACAAAGUGAUUACUGAUAUGACACCAACAGGUAAAGCUGCAAGAGAAGCUGAGGCUAAUCUGCGACGCCAGAGACGAGUAUUGCGAACUCAUGUUUUGAAACAGAUGAUGCCAGGUGCCAGAGUUAUCAGAGGAAUGGACUGGAAAUGGAGAGACCAAGAUGGCAAUCCUCCAGGUGAAGGAACAGUGACUGGUGACUUGCACAAUGGUAACAUAAUAUAUAAUAUUGUCUAAAUCGCGGGUGGGCAAACCUUUUACUCAAUGAAGCCACAAGCUUAGCAAAACGAAAAGUGAAAUUUGACAGAACAAAAGUGGGCAUCCACUGGCACAUGUGCCAAACACAGCAAACACAUGACUUUUUCCGACACGCGUAGGGCGGCUGUUAAAAAUAAUUGUUUAAAAAAUGACGUCUUCGUAGAUCUGUAUAUUUCAUAAAACACAAUUUUAUUAAUUAGGAAUUUAUACAAACAUAGAAUAAACUUGCACUGACAACUGUUUAAGUAAUAAGCACUGAUGAAAUGAAACAAACUUUCAAGGAGCUUACUUUAAAAGAAUGUACAAAUUUUGACUUAAUAAUCAGUUUUUAUUCAAACCAUAUUUUAAUUAAUGUAAAGUUUGACAAAAUCAAUGUUAUCAGAAAUAUUUUCAGUGUUCCAGAAAUUUAUGAAUUAAAUCAGAUAAAUUUGUCAAAGUCGUUGCUUCUUGCACACUUAAUUGUAAAAAUUUUAUGUUUAUUGCAAAACCUGUAAAAUUCCUAUUUGCUACAUGUGGCCACUUGCAACAGUGUUGACCACCAUUUCUAAUGACCAGUGAUGUGUUUAUGGACUAAUUAUUACAAUUGUUAGAAGUUUAUUGGUGAGUUAAUCUCAUAAUAUUGCAUGACUCAGGUUGGGUGGAUGUUUCUUGGGAUGCUGGUGGCUCCAAUUCUUACCGCAUGGGAGCUGAAGGAAAAUUUGAUCUAGCUUUGGGCCCAUCUCAUGAUCCAGACAAGUUAAGAUUUGCUAAACCAGAAGUUUUGUCCACACCACCUUCAAGCAGAAAUAAAAAUAGCAUGCUGGGUUUGUCAGGCACAUCUGAGAAAGUUAAAGUGAGUUGAAAAAUGUGUUUUACGUUUUCACUUUAAUGAACAAGCUGCUUAUCCUCUUAACCCGAACCUGAAUAACAAUAUUACACUAUUGAAGACAUAUUUAGUAUCUACUUUAUUUCAUGCAUUUAAUAACUUCAAUUAUUCUAUAUAUAUUAUCUCAACAGAAGGCUUUUAGCAGAACAUUUUGAUAUUUGUUUGGGAAUAAAUCAGUAUGCCCUUAAACUGCACCCUUAUACUUUGUGUGUUUUUUUACUAAAUGAAAUGAGACGUGGAAAAAAAACAAAAACUUUUUUAGUAUUUGUUUCUUAAAAAAAAAAAAAGCUUCUGGAUUAAAAAUAAGGCAAAAACAAUUUUUUAAAGAAAAACAUAUUUAAAUCAGUAUGCCCUUAAACUGCACCCUUAUACUUUGUGUGUUUUUUUACUAAAUGAAAUGAGACGUGGAAAAAAAACAAAAACUUUUUUAGUAUUUGUUUCUUAAAAAAAAAAAAAAAGCUUCUGGAUUAAAAAUAAGGCAAAAACAAUUUUUUAAAGAAAAACAUAUUUGCUUCUCAGGUGGGUGUCUUGACAAGCCGUAAGAGCAGCUCCACUCCUAGUCUAAGUGACGUGAUGGAUUCAAAAGCAUCAGUUGCCAGCACCGAACAAGCUUCAUCAGCAGAAAAUCUCACUUCUAGUAUUAAAGCAGUGAGUGCUUUAAAAUUUUCAUAUUUAACCAGCAUUGAGGCUCUACCUGAGAAUAACAUAUAAAACCAAAAUAUUUCAAUUAUGUUUUGUUUGAUUGUUGUAGUUCACAAUAAAAUGUUUAAAAUAAUUCGGACUAGAAUAAUGCUCGUGAAAGAGUGUUACAUCACUAGAUAUGUUAAUUCAUUUUGUAAGGUAUUUAAAAAAGAAUAGGAACAUAGAAAAAUAGAAAAAUAACUAAACUAAAAAUCUAUUUUAUUAAAACUCAGGCAGCUGAGAAUGUUGCUGAAAGCAUGGUUAACCUUGCAAGCUCAGAAGCCAUUGUGAUGGUUACUGUAGAUAAUGCUGAUGAUGAAGCAAGCACACAAAGUGGCACGACCCUGGCCUUGAGUGGUAGUGUCCUUGGAGCUGUUGGUGCUGGCCCUAGUGGUAUUAGCUUGAGUAGAGCUGGUCCUAGCGGUCUGACUGCCACCAUUAAUAGCAACAUGACUACUACAGAGCCAAUGGUUGUUGUGCAUAGAGGUAAUGAUGACAGCCUUGGAGACUAUGGAGUCUUAGAUCUGGCUUCAGAUCUUGCUUUGGGUUUGGAUGUUGGAUCCUUAUCAGAAACUCUUCGAGGUGCAGAGGGUGGUGUUAAAGUGAGUAAAAUUUAAAACACGUUGCAAACUUUAAAAAUAAAAAUAAGAUAAAAGCAUUUGUUUUUGACAAAUAUUUCUUCUUAUAUCAUCAUCAAAGUACUAUUAAUGGAUACUAGUUAAACCAGACCUGCCAACCCUUCCGAUUUUCUCAGAAUCAUACAGAUUUUUUACCCCUCAUUCCGACAAACCCCAUAAAAUUCUGAUUUUCCGAAAAUUACAUGAUAAUUUUUCACCCGUCAUAAAAAUCCGAAAGCGAAAAAAAAAAAAGAAAAAAGAAAAAUGGGUCCGACAGAAAGUCGUGCAUUUCGAUACUGCCACUUCCUUUGUUUUGAUCGAAGCGAACCGCAAAUUCCAUUCUUCAUUCAUGACUCAUCCUUAGUUUUACUAGGCUUACAGUGGUGUUGUGACCUUUUUUUUUUUUUUGCUUUAAGCUUUACUUUUCUUAUUAAAUGGAUAAAUUUGUAAAGAGAACUGCUGAAAAAGCUUUUCCAGUGACCGAGGUUGAUAGUGAUUAGUGCUCCUAACAAAAAUAAAAAAAAACGGCAUAUUUAAUGUUUUCGAACGGAGUAUUAGGAAAAACACUCAUUUAUUCGGCCUUCACCCCGUGGCGAAACAUUUGCAUUCUGCAAUCUGUGCCAGACCCACUUAUCUAUUGAAAGUGGGGGGUACAAUGACAUUAAUAAACAUCCACACAGCUGAAAUAAUUUUUUCCAUUGUCCAUCAUUGUGAAGAAAAAUUACAAUGAAGCUGUUGGACAAUUGCAAAAGAGCCACUAGGGAUAUGCUGGAAAACUGAACUCUUAGUAAGCAGCCUGUGUACAUAUGUAAAUAAAAUGGAUCUUCUGUCCUAUAUAUCUGUAUAUAAAAUUUUCCAGUAAUGUUUGUCUCAUGCUCUGUGGACUCUUCAAAGACAAUGGAGGUAACUUUAUAUUUCUUUAUUUACUAAAUAAAAGGCUUGUGCAUUAGUUGACAGAUCUUAAACCAAUGCACCCCCCAGCCCCGGUCGGCGUGCCCUGGGGGGCAGUGCCCCCCUUUCCCCCCACAUGCACCGCCCCUACAGAUUUUUUUUCUCGGCAGGUUGGCAGGUCUGUUAAACCAUAAUUAGAAUUUCAAACAGAAGUGCAAGAAUGUUCAAGUACAGAUUGUAAAAAAACAUAUUUUUAUCACACUUAAAACUUUUCAAUGUGAACAUUUCCAAUAAUAACUUGGUAUCUCUCUCACCAGGAACAUGUACAAAAUUUACAAAACACAAGAGAUUCACGUGAUAAAGCUGCCAAAAGUGAUGCAAGGAAAGUUGGUGGGUCAGAGGACACUACUCGUGGUUCACCUACUAAUUCAAUGAGUGCAAGUGAACCUAACCUCCCAACUAGCCUAGACCCCACUGCCAGCCUGUUGGAUUCGUUUGCUGCAAGAAGGAACAUAAGCACACCACAUGGAAGUAACAUAGUACGCAACACUCACGCUAAUAGUUUGGUCAGGUUGGCCUUGGCCAAUUCACCAAGUAAGAUUAAUGAAUAUAUUUUUGUGUGUGUAUUCUAUUGAUAAUUUAAAUUUGAUUUUCAUCUAUGUUUAGUUAGUUAUCUAUUUGAAAGUUUUUUAUUAUUACCUUAAAUAUUUUUGUUAGAUAAGUUGUCAGGCAAAUAUAAAUUAGAAAGAAGCAUGAUAAUUGAGAAAGAAUUAUAAAUUCAACUUGUAAAUGGAAAUUAUUAUCUAUUUCAGACAAUCUUCUUAGUGCUGCUCAAAGCUACCCUAGUCUCACAGCCUCUAAUGUGCCUACUUCUAGUACUCUUACAACUACACAGACCAUGGCUAAUGUAAUGUCUUUGAGCCAGGUGACACAUUGUAUUAGAUUUUAAACCACUCUUUUUGUAAUAUUCAGGCAAAUGUAAAACAUAUGUUUCAAGUUUUUAAAUUGAAAUAUUAUUUAAAGAUUAUAGUAAUAUAGAUCUGAUCUUAAUGUUAAUUUAAUAUUAGCUAAUGUCAUUUAUUAAUAAUUUAAUUUAUUACACAUUUUCUUUGCACUUUUGUAUUUUGAUAUACUCUAACUUACAAAGUUGCAAAGAAACUUCAUCGGCUUAUCCAAGGACAUGGGUCAUGCCCCACUGAUUUUUAGCGAAUUAAAUUUUCCCUCCAGGCAUUGACCAGAAGUGUUACCUCAACGUCAAGUGAAAGUGACAACGAAUUUUUAGAGACUUACAGAGCUCAUACACUUCUGGCUGAGCUAGAAGAUGAUGAAGAGUUGCCAGAGCCUGAUGAUGAUGAUGAUGAGAAUGAAGAUGAAAAUGAAGAUGAUGAAGACUAUGAUGAUGUUAUGGUUUGUUUUUUUAUUUUUUUAAAUUUUCUUUUUCAACAAGUAUUUACAACUAUAAAUUUUUUUCCUACAUUUUAAUCUCAUAAAAAAAAAUUUUCCGAUUUGUUUACUGAUUUAUUUAUAUUUUUUAAUUGCAUAUCUUGAGGGAUCUAUUUUGAUAUGUUAAUAUAUUUGACAUCAAUUUAUCAAACAGGAAGAUGAAGAGAUGGAGCCAAGGGACAGAAGAACAUGGGAUGAUGAGUUUGUUCUGAAACGUCAGUUCUCUGCUCUUAUCCCAGCCUUUGAUCCCAGACCAGGACGCACUAAUGUUAACCAGACUCAGGAUUUUGACAUUCCUCCUCCAGGCAAGAUUGAAACUAAGCUUGCACCAAUUAAAAGGCAGAUAAUCUGUAUAACUGGCAAUCUUAACAAUUGAUCAAUAUCCGCCUUUAUUUGACCUAAUCUCUUAUCGCCACCAUUCUUAUUUUAAAAGGAAUAUCCAUGCUAAUGUAAAAAAAAAAUAUGUACUAAAAUAAUUGGCAAUAGCUUACCCAGUGCAACCUUAAUUGAAAACUAAAUUUUUUUAAACAUCUACAUAAUACAAUGAAGAACUUAAUAAUCCAGUUUUAAUUAAUUAUCAAAAAUAAAAUUUAAGGAUUAAAAUUAGCAUUCAAGAUAAUGGGUGACAGUUAACUGUCAUGAAUUUUAUUUCUUUGGAAGUACAGUGAAACCCUUCCAUAUCUGGGGUGCAUAUAAAUAUUGAAGUUUGACUAGUUUUUGUGAAGUUUUGCUGGUUUUGCAGCAUCUAGUCUUUAUUUCAAAUACUAUGAAAAAAGUUAUGUACAAAUGAAUGUAUGAAAUUUACCAUUUAAAGGUUUUAUUUUUUUAUUUUUCUGAUUUUAGUUUUGUUAUUAUUUUAAAUUUAAAAACUACAUUUUGCUCUUAAUAGGAACAGAAGAAAAUACUACCAGUGAUAGUCAAACCUUUGUGGCACAGCCCAAACUGUGUUUGACAUUAAAGGCUCCAUGCCUUCCAGGGGUAAGUUCUUGUUUAAUACAUUUUCAUAUUGUCCUGCUACCAUGAGAUUAUGAAGAACAAAAUGUUGAAUAUUUUAUUUAGUUGCCUUUGGCAAUUCUGUUCCAUUUUAAAAACUAUAAUUCUAUUAUCAGAUGAGUGAUGAGGAAGUUGUUCUGAAUAGCAGCUCUGCAUGCAUCUUCAAGUUUGUUCAGGAGCUAUUGUCCAAGGGCUCAUCAGUGGGGCGUGCAGAAAGAAUGAAAAGGAUAUGGGAGCCUACAUACACGUAAGUCACAACAUACACCUCAAUCAAUAGAACUUCUGAUUUGUCACCUAUUCCCUGAAAAACACUAGGUUAUUCCCAAAAAAAGUCAGAUGAACAAAUAUAUCGGACACUUGUCAUAAAAUGUAAUCAUGUACAUUGAUUCUUUUAAAUUUAAAGUGAUAAAUCUUCCAAUACUUUGAACUUAUAACCAAUGAAAGAUAUGUAAUUGUGUAUUUUGAUGUAAAUGCUCUAAUUUUAGCAAGAUUUUAGCUCAUAAUGAUUGAGAAAGACCAUGUAGUAUUUACUUGCUGGUAAACUGUUAAUUAAAAGAAAAAUAAUAUAGAAUUUAUUUUGUAUUCAGAGUUCAGUACAGAGAAGCUAAAGAGGAAGAGGGAUCUGAAAAAGAGUGCGGCUCAACCACAAAGGCAAGUAACUAAAAAUAUAUACUGUAUUUCCGUCGUGUAAGAAGACUUUUUAACCAAUGAAAAUCUUUUCAAAAGUCGGGUGUCGUCUUAUACGUGCUGAAACUUCAGUGAUAGGCACCCUCUAGCUGAGCCACCGUGUGCUGCAUCCCGGCCAGCCCCUCCUUAUGCGCACAAACAUUGGGUAACUAUAUUCAUGUCUUUCAAGAAGUGUGACAUAUCAAAUUCAUUAGAUGGUAUGCAGACUUGUAGCAAGAUGAAGAGGGAGCCGAAGCUGUGACCACAGCAUCUUAUAUGGAAUUAGAUCCACACGAUUACUGCCUUACAAAUGUACUUAUGAUAUCGAUGACGAGCAGGAGGAUUUUGAAGGCUUUAAAAAGGAAACAGUCACGCCAGCGAAACCUGUAAAAAUAGCUUGUAGUUAUGAUGGGUGUUACUGAUACGCCAGGGACUUGCCCCGCACUUGCUCUCUCUCUAUUGUUUGUUAUCCACCUCCUAUCAUCAUCAGUUCCAGUUUGGUUGACAGCUUAGAAAACAAACAGCAUGGCAACUCCCAUGGGUUUAUUGUCUUAUCGUUUCUUUCAGCUUUAGAGUGAAUUAGGAAAAGUUUAAUUCACUUGCACUGUUUUAUGUUUACAUGUUUGAUGACAAACGGUCUUAUGUUUAUAAGUGACAGUUCUCCUGCUAAGUACCUGCAUGUCACAAACAUUUGAAUUCAAAUUACCAUAUUAAAAUCAAAUUGUUUUUUUUUUAAAAAUUUUAUUUGGUGUGUGUUGGAAGAGAGGUAGUCUUAUACCUGUGGUUCCAAGAAGCUGUAACAGGCACAACGACCACAACCCAGACAACGAUUCCAGGUUGAGGGUAGCCGAAAGACAGUUAGAACGCCAUGGUCAUUCACUGCAUGGGUGACUGGAUGGCCGAAUGGUCUAAACUGAGCAAACCUCAAUUCCAGCCAAAGGCCGGCCUAGCAAAAACAUCACCCCGGGUGGAUGAGACUCGUUAACCUUGGUCGGCAAACCCAGAGUUGGAGUCCCGUAAGGCGCAUACAAUGACAAUUCCUGCAACCGUACCCAUCCCUGGUCGUCUUGGCGUAGAGUCUUGCCACUGGAUAUGGUGGGCCCGGACGAGAGAGUGAGGUUGACGCCAGGCAUCUCUUCCUCACUUUAAACAAAAGUCACUAGCGCAAGUCAUCAGUCACCGGACAACUCGAUGGUCAUCGUCGAUCCUCGACGGACGAACAACAAAACAAACAAGUCUUAUACUACGGAGAGUAUAGCGCAAACCCUUUUAUUUGAACAGGAAAAGUAGGGGAUCAUCAUAUACGCCCAGUUGUCUUAUACACCAGAAAUUACGGUAUUGUUUUGGCUUUCUUUUGUUGCUAAAAAAAGAAACGGUAGUCACUUCAAUUACACAUAAUUGAUCUGAGGGUCAUUUUAACUUCUUUUUAUUUUAUUUUCAGUCACUAACAGGUGUUGCUUCUCUGGCUGACUUUGACUUGGCCAGAGGAUCUGAGAACUCUAGCUGCACUGUCGACCAUGUUUUACAGUUAUUGCAGAGGCUCUACUCUAUCAUGGAACAAUCAAAUCCCUCCACUAAAAAUGGUCAGAUAUUGAAUUAAAAAAAUACUUUAAACUUUUAGCUAGUUAUUCUUACUUCACAUUUUGAAUGCUGGUCAUUUUCAUCCAGCGAAAGAAAUAAAAAGGAGUAUAUGAAGUAUUAGUCAAUUCUUUAUUUUUUGCGAUAACUACAUUUGUUUUCUCAUUUCUCUUUGAUAUUUGUAAGAAUUUUCUCUGCAGUGUUAAUUUAGCCAUAUCCACCUGUUUCCAUAUUUUUAGAAUCGUAAAUUUGAAAUGCAUUAUUUUUUAAAGAUAAUUCCGGUUAUAAUAAUAUUACUAUAGACACAACCCAAUUUUUCAGUUAAAAAAUGGCUCAUAAAUCGGGUAUCAAAAAUAAAAAAAUAUUUGUUUGUAAGCAAUAAAAACUUAACCAUUUUAUGAUUUUUUUUUUUAUACCAAUGUGUCACAGAGAAAUGACCAGCUAUUUUAUAUCAAGAAAAGGCUACAACUGUUUUCAUAUUUUUAGAAUUGGAAAUUCAAAGCCCACCGAUAUGCACUUGUCAUAUUAAUUUUUUAAUUAUUAAAUUCUUUAAAUUUGUCCUCACAUAAACAUAGCCCAGAGCUUUUUAACAAAUGCAGGCUAGGCUAAAAAAAAAUCUACAUUGAUAAAAAAACAAGGUAUUUUAAAACCCUUUAUAAUUAUACGCAAGCAGGAAGAUAGGGACCCAGUUUCAACAAGAUGGCGACAGCCUUGGUAUGACUAGAUCCAAAGCUUUAGGAAAUUCAUCAAUAGUUUGCUACAGAUUUAACAAUCGUUAUAAUAUAUAUUUAUAUAUUUACUAAUCUAAAUAGUGAAUGAUUUAAAAAAACAACAAAUAUUUAUAACUUUUCAAAUUUACUUUGUUUAUUUUCCUUUAGAUUGUGAAGAAAUUCACCUUAACAUUCCUGCUGAUGAAUUUGUCAGCAAAAAAAUUACAAAUAAAGUCACUCAACAAAUUCAGGUAUGCAGAUGUUAACAGUUUUCAAUUAAGUAUCUCAAAUUUUUUCAAAGAUUCCUAUUUUAAUUUAUUUUGGGACUGUAAGUAUAAAAAGCAGAUUUUGAUAUAAAAUUUAUCUUAUAUUCUUAUAUUUACUUUCAAAAAGUGUUAAUUUCUAAUAUGAUGGCCUUUAAAAUAGAAUAAAAUUAUUUUUUUUAUUCAGGAUCCAUUGGUACUAGCGAGUGGAGCCUUGCCCGAAUGGUGUGAGCAUCUGACAAGAUGGUGUCCUAUGUUGUUCCCUUUUGAAACCAGACAAUUAUAUUUCUCAUGUACUGCCUUCGGAACCUCAAGGUACAUUUUAAAAAGCUUAUAUUUUUUUAUCCACAUUUUGCAUUUGAAUAUAAUUUGCUUUUAAUACAAAAAUUUAAAAACUUAAAUAAUUACUGCAGACUUUUCUCAACUUUCUCAGACAUUUCUUUAAUAUUAUAUUUAUUUUGGUCCAGUUUUAUUUCAGUUCCCUAAUACAUCAUUGGAGACCUUUUUUUUUCUCUAAAUUGUAUUGAUGAAACAGUUAUCUUUUAAUUUGUAAUAAAAUGAUAUAUUUAUAUGUUGUUAACAUCUAUUUUCAACUGAUUAAAUGUUCUCGAGUGCUUUGGGAACUAAUUCAUAUAAAACUAUUAAAUAACAGGUCUAUAGUUUGGUUGCAAAAUAAAAGAGAUGCCAACAUGGAGAGAAGCCGUGGUCCACUUCCAAGGAGAGAAGACAGUCAUGAAUAUAGAGUUGGCCGCCUGAAACACGAAAGAGUGGUGGUCCCUAGGAAUGAAAAUUUACUGGAUUGGGCCUUGCAAGUGAUGAAGUACCAUAGCACACGCAAAGCUGUGCUUGAGGUAAGAGUGUAUCUUUUGCAUAUGUUUACAUAUCAGUUAUUUUUGUAUUUAUUAUUAGUAGCAUUUAUUUUAUUAUAUAUAAUUCUUAAUUAUUAAGAGCAAAGCUACCUAUACCUCAGAAAAAUUUGAUUAAUCUUUCAGAUUGAGUUUAAGGGAGAAGAAGGCACUGGCUUAGGACCCACGCUAGAGUUUUAUGCCUUGGUAGCUGCAGAGCUGCAAAAGAAAUCCCAUGGUCUUUGGUUGUGUGACGAUGAUCAUGUUGAUCAUUUGGAGAGAGAGGUGACAAGAUAGAUCAAUAAUUAUUUCUUGUCGUUAUUUUUUUUAAUAUAAUCUAAGCAAAUGACAAUUAUAUUUUGACCUCAUGAUUUUGAAUAGAAAAAAUGUGCUUCAUUUUUCAUAGGUUGACAUUGGCCAUGGAUCUAAGCCUCCAGGCUACUAUGUCCAAAGAUCUGCAGGUCUUUUUCCAGCACCCUUUCCACAAGAUAGUCCAGAAUUAGAAAGGGUUGAAAAGAUAUUUCAUUUUAUGGGUGAGCGGAUUUAAUUUUUUUCAAUAGCCUGAUUAUAAACAAUUGCUGCAGAUCAGUUUCUACUUAUUAGGUAUUAUUUUCAAUCUAUGAAAUUCCAUAAAAAAUGGUUGAAGGAAAAUUAAAUUAUGAGUUAAUAUUAAAAUAGCUAAUGUAUACAGAAAUUAUAAUGUAUACAGAAAUUAUAAUGUAUACAGAAAUUAUGUUUAACAAUUUUUUAUUUAAAUUAAAUAAUGUAAAAUAAUAAUUUUUUUUCUGCAGGGAUUUUGCUGGCCAAGUGCCUCCAGGAUAACCGUCUAAUUGAUAUGCCCCUGUCACGUCCGUUCCUCAAGCUGAUGUGCAUGGGAGAAGUGGGCCACAGUUUAUCUCAACAGUUUGGAGACACAACCCGUACUCCCAGCACCCUUGGAGAGUCUUGGCACAGUGAAAGUUCGGAUCUGAUAGCCAGCAUAGAAGAGGUAGAAAAGGAAAUGAAGUUUGACAAUGAUCGACGUCAGCAGGUAUGUUUAUCUGAAAGAUGUAUGUCUUAUUGUGUUGCAUUUAUCUGGAACCUUAGAACUGAGAAAAUUAGCUUAUUGGAAACAUUGCAUAAAUUUUAAGUAUUGAAAAUUCACAAGUGCAAUAGUUAUUGCACACAAUAAGCAUAGUUUUUAAAGCUCUUAGAUUUAAGUUUGAAAUGUAUAAUAACAAGGCUAUGUGUGUUAUAAAUUUGUUAUCGGUAUUGUUGAUAACCGCCUUAUUCUAAAAGCAGCCAUCAAGGUAAUGUCAAUGUACUUGACAAUAUAGGCUCAGAAAAAAAUGUUUAAGCAACAUUAUAUUCAUUGUUCCAAGUCUCAAAAUCUGUAUUUUAAUAUACAGAAUAUAAUUAUAUCCUUUUUUUAAAAAAAAAAGUGAAAUUAUUUUGUCCAUUUCGCAGUUGAAACUGGUGCAUGCAUGGUACGCUGGUAUACUGUGUGAAGAAGACUUUGAACUAGUUAAUCCUCACAGAGCUUCAUUUCUACAACAACUGCGUGAUCUUGCUGCAAAAAAACAAAGGAUUCUCAAAGACAGAUCAUUGUCUGAUGAUCAAAAGAAUCUUCAGUUAGCUGAACUGGCCUUGUCAAACCCUGGAGAUUCCAGCUUAAUUAGACUUGAAGAUCUUGGGUAAGACUUUUGAUAUUUGAAACAUGUAGCCUUUUUUAAACUUCAAAGAAAUCUUUAAACAGGGAAAUUCUAAAAGAUUUUAUUUAAAUAAAAUUUUAUGCUAUUGCAGGUUUUGGGUUUUUCAGCUUUUGGGCAUCAUUUAUUAUAACAUAAUAUAUGAAGAGAGCUAAAAAUAUUAUGGUCUGUUUGUAAGAUUGCUUGUAACUCUAUUAUUUUUCAAUGUAAGACUGAAUAGAUGUCUAUUACACUUCUGGAGCAAACAAAAUUUUAAAUUUGUUAAUCAAGAUGUAGAUAGAAUCACAUGACUACUUGAUGAUUAAAAUAUGAUUAAAAAAUGUGGGGGCAAAAUAUUGAUUGUAUGAUCUUCAAAAUCUUUGAAUAAUUAUUUAAUUGUGAUAAAAACUAAGACACACCACUAGCUAGUGUUUACAUUACUUCCACCACUACAAGAUUACAUUAGUGCAAAACAAAAUUUGAAUCUUUCACUGAAGAGAAGACCUGGUUUCUAUUAAGAUUUUGGUGUACAAUGUAGGAUUUUACAAUGUCUGACAAUUUUAUGCAGAGACCUGUAAGAAUUACAAUUUUAAGAGACCAGGUUGAAAAAAUAUUUUCUGGUAGUUCUUAAAAUUUAAAGAAAUAUUUUCUGUUGUUAGUUUUAACCACAUUAUAUAAUCGGCGGUGACUGCACCAAGAAAUACAAUUGGUUGGGGACCAUCCACAGUUGUAUUUACAUACACUGAGGGGGGAGGGAGUACAUUCAUAAUCGAUGGAUGGACCCACAUGAUACCUAUUUAGAAGUUUAAAUCUAGUGACUCUUUGCUCUUUAUAAUUGUUGUUAUACUUCCUGGCAUUUCACACUGGGGGAGGGUGGGUGUGGAAAAAAAAUUGGUAUUUUGUGCAAUAUCCUUUAUGGACAACCCCCAAAGUGAAAUGUAUCUUUUGAAUUUUACAGCUUGACAUUUGAGUUUGAUCCUUCAUCUCGGGUGCACAAGUUCCAUGCCCAUCAUCUGAAACCAGGAGCAGGACUUGAAGAAGUUAACAUGGACAAUGUUGAGGAGUACAUAGAUUUGGUCAUGGACUUCUGCUUUGUGUCUGGCAUCAGGAGACAGAUGGAGGCUUUUAGAGGUCAGUGAACUUUUUCUUUUUUUUUUUGGGUAGUUUAACAUCUUAAAUUGUUUAAUCACUUCUUAAAUUAAAAAAUGUACCAAUUUUUUAUUUAUUUACAUUAAUAAUACUGGUGCAUUUUUACAAAAAGCAAUUUCAAUCACUUUUUAUUUUUAUUAGCUGGAUUCAACUUGGUGUUCCCAAUGGCUAAACUUCAUUCAUUUAGUCCCAUGGAGCUAGGGAGUAUUCUUUGUGGAGACCAAGCUCCAUGUUGGACUCAGGAAGACAUCCUCAACUAUACUGAGCCCAAGCUAGGUUAUACAAGAGAAAGGUAUAGUGAAGAACUUUUAUCAUAGUCAUUUAAAAAAUUUGUGAAAAUUGUCAAACACAAUUUUAUAAUUUUUAAGUAAUGAACAUUGAUGAUUAUUUUUCAAAGAAAUAAUAAAAUUUUGUUUGCUUAUACAUCUAAGCCCCGGCUUUGUGAGAUUUGUCAAUGUGUUGACACACCUGUCACCCGAUGAACGUAAAGCUUUCCUUCAGUUCACCACGGGAUGCUCAUCAUUACCACCAGGUGGCUUGGCUAACUUACAUCCUAGACUAACGGUGGUCAGAAAGGUAGCUAAUUUCAUAAAUUAAAUAAUUUUGAUUUGAAUUAAAAAAAACAUCAGAUUUUGGACUCUAUUGAAAAAAUUGAUUCAUUCUAUUGUUAAAUUGUUUGUUUAAAAAGUUUUUAAAACAUUGAUUAUGUUCUUGCUAUGAGUUGCUUUGAGUUUGGGUGUCUCUUUAAACAAAAUGUUUUUGUUGUGUAUUUAUAUUUAAAAUGGACUAAAUUUGGUUUUAUGUUCCUCACAGGUUGAUGGUAGUGAUGGUAGUUUUCCUUCUGUGAAUACAUGUGUGCAUUACCUGAAGCUUCCAGAGUACUCAUCAGAGGACAUACUGCGAGAGCGCCUGCUAGCUGCCACAAGGGAAAAAGGUUUCCACCUAAACUAGGACCGACUGAAGAUUAUGGAUUUUUUUGUUGUACCUCGCUGAGUGUCAUUACCCCAAAUGUUUAAGAUAUUUGAAUUUUUUUUUAAUUCUAAAAAAAUAUUUAAAAAUGACAGGGAGAAAGAAAAUUUAGAACUCGACUGGUAACUUUAUAGACAUAUGAAUAAAGUACUAUUGGUUCUGUAGUGUGCAAUGUUUGUAUCAUACCAUCUGUCAUUUGAUCAGGAUUCUGGUUGGUUUUAAGUGAUAUAUUAUCUGUGGUAGCUGUGUUUUCUCAGUGUAGGGCAUUUCUGAGUAGCUUUAAUCGUGGCAUGAAAAUUGAGAUUGGCAUUGUUUACUGGCAUUAAAGUUUAGAGUCAGUUCUGUGCCUUUUCUUUUUUAUAAAGGCUGUUUUCUGGUCCAUUAUAUUUAAACUAAUCAGAGGAGUUUCAAUAUUUUUGAAAAACCACCUUUCCUUGUGGUAGUGAGAAUACUGUGUUGGAGUUGAUUUUCUGUUGCAUGAAAGAAAACCAGUAUAUUAAAAUAGAUGCAGUUGUGAUUUCCGUUAUUUUUUUCCCUAUUGUCUUAUUUGUUGUUUGAAAUUUAAAUUGCCAGUGUAUAAAUAUAAAACCAGUUUUUUAAACUUGAGUUUCACAACCUUGCUGCUCAGUAGAGGCCAAAGGUAAAAAAAAUGUGAAGCUAUGGAAUAAAAUUUGAUGUCUAGAUAUCCCAACACUUGUACAUAAAAAUUCUGUGUUUAUAUAAUAUAUCAGUAGUUGACUGUAAAUCUAGGAUAAAGAUAAUUCAGUAGAUGUACCUUUGUUUUAAAUCUGAAAAAAUGCACGAGUGGUUAAGUAACAUAGUGGUCCAGUCACAUGGCAAACAAUUUUUUUAUAGGAAAAAAAUGUGUAAUUAAAUUUCCUGUGAUUAUAAAAUAAAUGGCUAUGGUAAACCUUUCAUGAGCUGUGUGUACGUUACAUAUUUUAGUUCUAGUAAUUAGUUUUACAGUUUGAUCCUAUGCCUUUGUACUAUAUCAGUAUUUCCUUGAGGCUGUCUUCGGUGUGUUCCUUGUGUUGGUACUCAAUGUUUGAAAGAUUGUCCUUGUUUCUUGUGUUUCUCCUAUCACAGAUAAGCAGCUUCUCAUUAAAAUUGAGUUACAAAAUAUUUCUUCCAUCUACAAAUAGCAUUGUAUUAAGAAAAAAAUCCCCCACUUAUGUUAAGGAAUUUUCUGAGAACUUGGAUAGAACUGGCCUCUUUUUUUUACCACCAUGCUUUUUUAAAUCUUACAUUAAAUAAAAUAAUACUCUAAACUAUAAAUCCUGGAUCGCUAUAUCCAUAUAUUUUAUAAAUGAAUUUGUCAUGAUAACAAACGUAAAUAGAUUAAUGAUUUAAAACUAACUCUAUACUAUUAUGAUUAAAAUUAUUUUAUACAAUUGACAUUCAAGUCAAAUCAAUAAUUGUAUAGCUGUUGUAUUUCUAAAAUCUUAUCUUAUUUUCUAAGCUUAGGGUUUAGUUUAAUUAUAUCUAUGAUAAAAAUGUUAGCCCGUGUUUCCAUGAAAUGCAAUUUUUAACGUUCCUCUCAUUAAUCAUUCGUUUUUAAGACACCUUGUUGUGAGUGACGUACAUGUACUUGUAUCUAUGAAGAAGCCAUUCAAUGUGCGUCUAACUGGGACUGCUAUAAGUGUUUUUAGAAUACUCAGUGAAUCUACUGCCAUAUGAAAAACAAUUUCCUAAGUGUUGGUGUUUUUGUUUUUUUAAUUUUAUUUCAACCAUUCAUGCCUUUUGCUUUUAUUUCAUAUCUAAAAAAAAUGGUGUCUUUUUGCUUUGUUUCAAGGAAGAGGAAGGAUGUGAGGAAUUUGUGUUUUUUUUCCUCCUUUGAUUAUAAAGGUAUUCUUUUCUCACUAUUUGAACUCUUCUUGUCACCAUCUUGUUGAGUAAAAGAAGUACUCUAGUGGUACAUGUGUCAUCUUGUAAUGUCAAAGCAAAUUAAAAGAAACAGCAUAAAAAUAAAAAAAGUGAAAAAUAAAAAAAAUAUUUUAAG